AAUUCCCCUACUUUCUCUCUCUGAAAUUCACCUCAUAAACCCAGAUCCAAAUCAGAUCAGAGCCUGCCUUCUCAUCUCUUUCACUCUGCUCGUUAAAACCUAACACCCAACUUUCUUCAAUCCUCUCUCACUUCAAAUCUCUCUCUCUCUCUCUCUCUCUCUCUCUCUCCAUUUCAUACUUUAACCGGUCCAUUUUGUAGACAUUUUCUUAACAAUUUUGAGUUGGGUUAUAGCAAAAACCAUGGGAAAUUGUUUAAAUUCUCAAAAGAUCUCAGUCCAUACAGAAGAAGAAGAGCAAAACCAAGCGAAAACCACCAUGGAAGAGGCACCAAGACCAGCUUCCCUCUCUAGGCUAGACCGAGAAUCAAACACCGAGUCUUCGCGAUCUCCUCUCUUGGAAGAUAGAAGCUCGGAUAUCGCUUCUUCACGAUCUACUCUCUCUGAAGACUGCAGCAAAAAUGACUCGAAGCCUAAGAAGGCGAAGAGGGUGAGGUUUAGCCUGGAGGAUGGUCAUGGUGAGAAGAACAAUGCUACGAAAGGUGUGGUUCGAUUGAGAAUAAUGGUAACCCCUGAAGAGUUGGAGCAGAUAUUGAAUAGCAGCAAUAAGGGGUUGAGUCAAUCAUCAGUGGAGCAAAUGCUGCUAGAAAUGGUGAGGAGGAAUGAGACUCGGCUCUUGGAGCUUGGAGAUACGCAGAGUGGUGGAGAAGGGAAGGAAAGAGAUGGGUGUUGGAAACCUGUUCUUGAGAGCAUAAAAGAGUGAAGCUGAGACGAGAGAUUGAGAUAACUCAAUGGGGAUUUGAACCUCCUUACUCUCAUAUAGAAAUGGAGCUUGGAAUUUAGCGUUACGAACCUAUCGUCAAAACACUGGCCAUUUAACCUGGGCUUGUUUCCUCUCUCUCUCCAUCUUUCUCUUUUUAUCACACCCUUGAUAGAGAUUGAGGUUUGUAGAGGAACCCAUCUCUCUCUUUAUGUUUUUCUCUGGUUCUCUCACUCUAACAUGGAGGAUAUUCUCUCUCUAACACAGCUCUGAUACAGACAGAGUGAGGUUCAUGGAUGAAACCCGGAACUGUAAUUUUAUUGUAUUAUAGUUUGAGAGUUCUAUUU
Messenger RNA from Amborella trichopoda, 1104 nucleotides. RefSeq lists its product as uncharacterized. The record is from RefSeq and is a predicted model, not a curated record. NCBI's taxonomy places the organism in Eukaryota, Viridiplantae, Streptophyta, Magnoliopsida, Amborellales, Amborellaceae.